Blastocystis hominis is the source of this 839-nucleotide messenger RNA. RefSeq lists its product as hypothetical. NCBI's taxonomy places the organism in Eukaryota, Bigyra, Opalinata, Blastocystidae. The transcript is spliced from 5 exons. The record is from RefSeq and is a predicted model, not a curated record. Bases 16 to 822 code for a protein of 268 amino acids.
ACUUUAGAAAUUAUAAUGUCUAGUACUGGAGAAGAAAGCACCGUUGCUGAUAAGGCAUUCGAGGCCGGAAAGAAGGCUGCUACUGCUGUGGGAUCUGGAAUUAAGAAGGCCACCAAUUACGCAGCCGAAUCUAUUAGCGCAACCAAAGGAGCUACGCUCGUUAAAGUUAUGCGUAUUAUGGAUGUUAUUCUCGGUGCAGCUCUCAUUCUGACGUAUCCGAUUGAUAUAUUAACGGGGUCCAUUAAACUUGAGCUUGUAACGAUCUUUAUGUUCAUCUAUUGCGUCUGCUUCUCGCUUCUGCUCAUCUUCUUCGAGAUCGGUCUUGGCAAGUAUGAGGCCUAUAUCAAGAAGUACUUCGGUUUCAUUUACUCCUACAUGGGUCGUACUGUCUUCCUUCUCUUCACCGUGGCCAUGGUGUUCGGUGGCAAGAAGAUCAACGCAGACGGUUCUGUAUCGGACAGCAUGUGCGUUCUGAACAUCAUCGUGGGAACCAUCGGUAUCAUCAUCUGCCUGUUCGACUUCUUCGUGGUGUGCAACCACCCUGCUUUCAAGAAGGGCGGCGAGUUCUACAACGCUGGAGUCGAGGGAGCUGAAGAAGAAGCCCCGCAGAAGAAGCCCACCGAGAUGAUGCAGAAGGAGACGAAGAAGGCUCCGGUGUCGACGUACGAAAGCAAUCCGUUCGAGUCUUCGGAUGACGAUGAUAUCCCGUCCGCCAGUGUGCCCGGGGCCAAGAAGUCGCCCAAGAGCCCCAAGAAGUCGCCCAAGAAGGCCAAAAAGCAGGAUGACAAUCCGUUUGAGGAUGAUAAUCCUUUUGACGAUUAAUUGCUGUGUCAUGUUUC